Messenger RNA from Hordeum vulgare subsp. vulgare (domesticated barley), 7322 nucleotides. Its product is annotated as subtilisin-like protease SBT3.9. Gene Ontology annotation, molecular function: serine-type endopeptidase activity. Gene Ontology annotation, biological process: proteolysis. Lineage: Eukaryota; Viridiplantae; Streptophyta; Magnoliopsida; Poales; Poaceae. Bases 4820 to 7219 code for a protein of 799 amino acids. The record is from RefSeq and is a predicted model, not a curated record. The transcript is spliced from 11 exons.
GUUCUUCUUGUUGGAAUGAACCUGGUACAAAUUGCGCUUGGCAUUGGGAGUACUUCUGAUGAGUUGGUUUCUGAACUCAACUUGAUGUCACUGGAGAUGGAAGACCAUGAAAUAAGCACAUGUGGUUGCAGUUAGCGCGGGAAAUGAUUACGCCGUCGGAAACAUAAUUUCUGAUGCUUCUAAAAAGUAGGCAGGGAAGGCAUGGUUAGAAUUGAAAAAGGGAGAAGCACGGUAAAAAGAUUAGAGGUUGUCGGAAGAAUGGAGGUUGUACGUGGUUACCUCUCACCUUUCUUUGUGACUAAUCAUGCAAAUAUGUCUGCGGAGUUCACUGACUAACUUAUCAUGCCAAAUAUGUUUGUGGAGUUCACUGAUUGUAACAUAGUGCAGAGAUCUCCAUCACGUCUCCCUAAGCCACUAUAUCAGAAGAUGCACACACAUCACUAUGCUGGAUAAUUUUAAGAGUUUGUCUUUUGUAGAUCCUGUUGGUUGACAAGAUAAUUUCUUAUCCAAGGGACCUUUUAUGGGCAUGUUUUAAUGCUGUAAAAGAAGAUUUUCCAUUUUUAUUAAUGGCUGAUGCUGUCGAAGAAGCUACAUUGGCUACUUUGACGAGAAACAAGCUAUCUGGGAUGAUCAAAGUGGCGGCAAUUAAGUAUCCUUCUUUCUGUGAACGAAACCCCCUAUUUGUGGAAGACAUUGCAAUUAUAACAGGAGGUACAUAACUGGGUAACGAAAUUAACCGAUGCAACUCCAGUCAUAAACAUCUCUUAUUGGUUUUCAGGUAUAGCGUGCCCUCAGGUUAACCUUACAACAACCUAUCUUCCUUACCACAUAUGCUCUCCAGCCGUUUCCAAUUUCAAUCUUUCAACCAUGGGGAACUGAAAUUAGGUACAAUCCAAUCAAGGCUGCACAGCUUACCCCAAUCUGAUUUUUUCUCCACAAGCGACGAGUCAUGGGAAAAUCUAGAAUAAAAUUUGGUCCCACGUAUGAGGAGUACCAAUGACAGUUUAUUUGUAGCAAAUAAGCAGGCCACCUCCACCGGUUCACACUACAGAAAAUGUGGUCAUCCUCUUCCUCGACACCUACUGUGGACCAUCAUAUCCCAAUAUCUGUCCUUUGAUUCUUUUCUUCAUCAUUUACAUGGGCAGUAACAUUCCGAUUGUCACUUGAAAAAGAGCAGCACAAGGUUUGAUGUGCGUACUUUCAUUGCAGGUCCAUCUGAGAUAAUAGACACGCAUGCUCACAACCUUUCAAGCCACGUGUUGUUAGCCUCUUCUUUCUGUUAGCUCCCGUUCCAUCUCACUUCUUAGUCAUUAGCUUUCUUUUGCUCAAAGUUGUCUAUGUCCUGAUUCGAUGUAACAUGCCAAUUCAUCCCUCUUGGUGAUUUACAUAUUUUACUACCUUUACAGAUUCUAGCACCUUCUGAUGAUUUUAGCAUCCAAGAGUACGUGUGAGAAUUGGAAUGUCUGUGCAGCAGUAUUUGCCGUCUUGCUGGUUUGGACCCUCAAACUAUUUGUGAAAUAGAUGAAGAUUUAAGAGGCUCAUGUAGUUGGAUUAUGCUAUGUUCAUGUUAUUUGACUCGCACUUCUACCCACUCACUACUCGAUAGCCAAGUGAUUAUGUAUUACUUUAAUCCACUGCUAUUCCGCGGGCUGUUUAAUACUCCCUCGGUCCCAAAAUAUAAGAUCAUUCUUGACACUAUGAUAAUGUAAUAAAUGGUAUUACAUUUUGGAAUGGAGGGAGUACAUGGUAAACAAAGAUAUAAUUUUUAAUAAUAUCUUAAGUAUGUGCGAAAUACCCUCUCCAAAUAAUAUAGGAACCGGUGUCUUGCCUGCAAGUGCAAGUUUAUUUAAUUGUACUCGUAUUGAGCUUUUCCGUUGAACUUUUUACAUCAACAGGAAAAAAGACGUUGUGGGCAAUACUGUGUGCCGCAAAGAAAAAUAAUAUUGGAUGCUCAUAUAAGUGAUGUAUUACAUCAAGAUGAUAUAUAUCCAAUUUUCCAUAUUCUACAUGAGAUAGCUUUUGUAUGUUCUACGGAUGCUGCCUUGUUUCGUGCAGGCUUAUUGUGUGCUACACUGGUCCAACAAGUAGUGUAUUGGUUCCAUAUCAGCAUAGCUUCCCAAUUCAUAUAUGGACUUCAACAUAUCAGGAAAUAAGUGACCUUUUCCAAAUGCAGUUGAGGGGACUUCUAAAUGUUACUUUUCGAAAAGAGAGAAGGAGGAUUAUUGAUAUAUGCACUGGACCAUGGAAUGAUUCAUGUCAUUCAUGAAUCAAUACUAGGCUCUAUAUUAUCCAAGAUAUUAGUACUUAGAUGUGUUCUUUUCUCAUGAAUGUCUUGCCCAUCCUAAUAGAGACCAAUAAACAAAGUACGUAGCUAUUACCAGAAUAUGUUUCCAUUUUAAUCCUCAUAUUUGAUCUUAUCUGUAAACUCAGAUUCUUAUGAUUGUAGUCUACGGUCUAAUAUUUCGAGCACUACUAUACUUUAUACCUUCUCAAGCGUACUAUGAUUUUUCUUUUGAGCUUAUGUUACUUUGCAAAUAGAACCAUUAGCUUAUAAUCUGCUAUAAUAUACCCUAUAUUCAAUGUUUAAUGCUGCAAAGUAUUUAUACAAAUUUCUUUCAUUUUAUUUAACCAAUGAAUUGGUGCAGCAACCACCAUAUUUUUGUGGCUCUUUCAGAACAGUAGACAAUGUCAUAAAAUAUGUGAUUCCAUAAUGACGCACAAUUUAUUAUUCCUUAGUUACCUAGGCUCAGCCCAUGUACUUUAUGCUAGAGUUGAUGUAUAGCCUGUGAACUGAUGUUGUAUAACUCAUUUUCACCAGGUUUGCAGAUAUUGACUGAGGUUAGUGUUUCUAUGCAAUGUAUACUAUUCGGUUGAUGUAUAAUAUGUCAGAUAUCACUUCACUAAUGCCUAGUAUUGUUUCUUCGGCAAUAUUAUUUUGUAUGAGUAGUGCAAUACUUUUAAACUAUUUACACCACCGAUAUUUUAACAAAAAAACUAUAUCUAUUUUUCAUACUUUAUUUAUGCACAAAUAUAUGAAAAUCCUAUUAUUACAUCACAAAAAUAGAUGGGCGCGGUGUGCCAUCAAUGAUUUAGUUGUUUUCAUACAAUCCUCGAGUUCUGGUAGCUUUUUGGGUCAGAUUUUUCUGUAAAUUGAAUUAUCUGUGUAAAUUAGACCAUUUCUAUCAUUUUUAUAUAAAUUGCAGGAACCCCUGCCCUCUCGAAGAGGUUCUUCAGAAGAAGAAAAGAAAGCUAUUUGAGAAACGAACUUGCAAAACCAAUAUUUACGCGUGAAAUGCUUCAAUGGGUCAAUCUGUUGUUUCUAAAUUGCUUUCACAUUUAUCAAAUGGCGGGCGAUAGGGUGAUAGGCGUCGGCGGACUGGCCCAAAUUUGGGCCGGUCGGCCCACAACCAUCCCAUUGGGUGCAUGUAUAACUGUUCGAUGUAGCUGCUCUUUCGUCAACUCACGCCCUACGACAGAUUAUGCAUCUAGUCGCUCGGUUUCACAUCUGGCCAAAUGCACGCGCUUGCCGGUCGCCAUCGUUGCCGACUGUCCUCGUUGCUGGUUAUCGCCCUCGCCGUCGGUCGUCGCCUGCAUUAUCAUGGACUUCACGUAUGCAACAGCUACAACAUGCAGUUGCAGCUCCGAUGGCGAUGGCCGCAGCUUGAGAAUGUGCUCGCCGUUGUCCACGUCUAAUGUGGUAGCUCGUCUGGUGCACCUCAUGGUUGCAACAUCUCACUCGUCCGGUUCCAGAAAAUUCAAGCAUCGGUUCCGACAAAAAAAUGUCUCGCCGCUAGCUAUUAUAGUUUGCUGCAUUGCCGGUUGCAACUCGCCAUGAUGCCGGUUGUAGCAAAAAACAGGACGUCGCUAUAACAUGUAGCAAAAUACAAUGCCGGUUGAAGCUGGAUGGGACACUGGUUGUAGCAAUUUAUGACAUCGGUUGUAGCAAAAAACAGGACGUCGCUAUGCGAUGUAGCCAAUUACAAUGCCCGUUGAAGUUGGAUGGGACACCGGUUGUAGCAAUUUAUGACAUCGGUUGUAGCAUGUAGCAAAAUAUCAUGACGACGAGGCGCUGCCGGAGCAGCGCCUCCGUCGUCACAGACCGUGGUCACCGCGCUCGCUGUCCAUGAUCACAACUCUCUUGGGCACCGGUUGCAGCUCCCUCCAUCGAGGUUCCAACUCCCGUCGCCGCCGGUUGCAACGUACUCCGUUAUCGACGUCAUAGUUCGCCAUUGCCGGUGACUAGCGAGAAGCUGGGUGGACGCGGGCCAUGGCCUGUCGCCUCGAGGUAGAGGCCAUGACAACCGCGGAGGAGCUUGAGUUCGCCAUGGAAAUGAAAGAUGAGUGUGAAAAAGAGAAAUAAAAGGGGAUGAGGAAAAAAAUGAGUCGCUAGGGUCGUAGGGAAAAGAUAAGUGGGGAAUGAAAGGCAUAUGGACCUACGCGAGAUGCCUUGUGGUUAGUUGGAUUAAAAUUGAUCCCACCACCAGGACGCAGCCGGCGAAACUUUCGGCCGGCGUGAAACAUUUCCCUUAUCAAAUUUACUAAAGUUUUUUUAGAAGACGCACCAAAGCGCUGGUGUCAUGACAUGGACGUGGCCUGGAUGCCCGAUGAGCACGCUGCUUCCUAUCCGGACCAUGGUCUAGUCUUUCUUCCUCGCGUACGUGCCACCUAACAUUGACAAUGCAUACAUAUCCUUGUUGAACGGUUCUUGCACCCCCACCGAUUGAACGAAGCUUGUUGUCUGGAAGUCGACCUCGUGUCAUUAAGGCUAUAUCAGAAACUUGAAUACUGCUUCUAUACUCGGUCUGUUUCAAGUUGUUUAAUGGCGGUAGACAAGACAUGGUCGUUUGGUCCAAUUUUUUUCCUCGAUCACGUGUUUCACCUAGAAAAACGCAAUGUUCUUUUGAACUGUUCUUUCUUCUUGCACCCCAUGGAUAGCAUCUGGCUCCUAUGCUAUAUAUACAUACGCGCGACAGGAGAGAAGAACAUAACACUCGUCUCGAGAUCAGACAUGGAUUCGAGGAUAGCUUUCUCUUGUUGUGCUCUGCUACUGGUCACACUAUUGCCUCUUUCGGCGAAUGCGUCGAGCAAACUCUACAUAGUGUACAUGGGGGAAAAGAAACAUGACGAUCCAUCUGCCGUUACCGCGUCGCACCACGACAUACUAACCUCCGUACUUGGGAGCAAGGAUGAAUCCUUGAAGUCGAUGGUUUACAGUUACAAGCACGGAUUCUCUGGGUUUGCUGCAAUACUCACCAAAACCCAAGCAGGGACUUUGGCAAAGUUUCCUGAAGUUAUAAGUGUGAAACCUAACACUUACCACAAGGCGCACACAACUCGGAGCUGGGACUUCCUUGGCCUUGGACAUAACAAAUCACCACAGCAAACUGACCUCCUCCGAACAGCGAAUUAUGGUGAAGAUAUCAUCGUGGGGGUGAUAGAUUCAGGCAUAUGGCCUGAAUCACGAAGCUUUGACGACAACGGAUACGGCCCUGUGCCGGCACGGUGGAAAGGCAUAUGCCAGACUGGAACGGCAUUCAAUGCAACAAGUUGCAAUAGAAAGAUCAUCGGCGCACGGUGGUACUCUAAGGGAAUUGAAGCCACGAACCUUAAGGGUGAGUACAUGUCGCCUCGGGAUUUUAACAGCCAUGGCACUCAUGUUGCCUCGACGAUUGCCGGAGGAGAAGUGCAGGCUGUGAGCUAUGGCGGCCUAGCCACCGGCAUGGCACGUGGUGGAGCGCCACGUGCACGGCUAGCAAUUUACAAGGUGUUAUGGGGCCCGAAGACGGCAAGCAGUGACGCGAACAUCCUGGCGGCCAUCGACGAUGCCAUACACGAUGGUGUGGAUGUCCUGUCGCUCUCACUUGGAGGGGGUGCAGGUUACGAGUUCCCUGGGACACUGCAUGCUGUCUUGAGAGGGAUCUCAGUUGUCUUUGCUGCCGGGAACGAUGGCCCGGUGCCACAAACGGUGACAAAUGUUAUGCCAUGGGUGACCACAGUGGCUGCUAGCACCAUGGACCGGGCCUUCCCAACCAUAAUAUCUCUCGGAAACAAAGAAAAGCUUGUGGGACAAUCUCUUUAUUACAACUCAACUCUGAACACCGACGGCUUUAAGGAGCUUGUUCAUGCGCAAAGCUGCACUGCGGAGUGGUUGGAAUCAAGCAACGUGACCGGCAAGAUCGUCCUGUGCUACGCACCGAGGCUAGCGCCGAGUGUGCUGCCUCGGGUUGAGCUCCCCCUCACCAUCAACCGUACCGUGGGUGCCGGAGCCAAGGGCCUCAUCUUCGCGCAGUACACCACGAACCUCCUUCCCAAGUGCAAGGGUGGCAUGCCCUGUGUUGUAGUAGACUACGAAACCGCACAGAGAAUCGAGUCAUACUUGACGAUCACAGAAAGUCCAAUUGUGAAGGUGUCACAUGCCAUGACCGUUGUCGGAGAUGGGGUUUUGUCGCCAAGGGUCGCUUCAUUCUCGUCCAGAGGCCCGAGUCCCCUGUUCCCAGGCAUACUCAAGCCUGACAUAGCUGCACCAGGUGUAGGCAUCUUGGCAGCUGUGCGCGGUUCCUAUGUGUUAAACGAUGGUACAUCCAUGGCAUGCCCACAUGUCUCGGCAGUGACCGCGUUGCUUAAGUCGGUUCAUCCUGACUGGUCACCUGCUAUGAUCAAGUCCGCAAUCGUCACCACAGCGUCAGUGACCGAUCAUUUCGGUGUGCCAAUCGAAGCAGAGUCCGUCCCAAGGAAGCUAGCUGAUCCCUUCGACUUUGGUGGUGGCCACAUAGAUCCUGACAGAGCCGCUAACCCUGGCUUGGUUUACGACUUGGAUGCAAGAGAGUACAACAAGUUUUUUAACUGUACCCUUGGAUUGGUCCAUGGUUGCGGGUCCUACCAGCUCAAUCUCAAUCUUCCGUCAAUCGCUAUUCCAGACCUCAAGGACCAUGUCACAGUUCAACGCAUUGUCACAAAUGUGGGGGUGAUUGGAACGACUUAUCAUGCAGUGCUUGAAGCUCCAGCGGGGGUAGUCAUGUCCGUUGAACCAUCUGUGAUCACAUUCGCCAAAGGAAGUAGCACAAGUAUGACAUUUAGAGUGUCGUUUACUACAAGGAGGAGAGUGCAAGGUGGGUUUACCUUUGGGAGCUUGACAUGGUCAGAUGGAAAUACACAUUCGGUUAGGAUUCCCAUCGCAGUAAGGGUUGUGAUACAAGACUUUGUUGCAGAUACAUCUUAAAUUCACCAAGUCGAUAGUGUGUGAUUGUUCAUGCAUUCAUGUACUAGGCAUCAAAAAUCAUUUUACAAUGGUAUGAAAUAAACAUGGUAGUCCUUCAUCAUUA